This is a messenger RNA of Oncorhynchus nerka (sockeye salmon), 1906 nucleotides long. RefSeq names its product vesicle-associated membrane protein-associated protein A-like. The transcript has 6 exons. Gene Ontology annotation, cellular component: plasma membrane; endoplasmic reticulum membrane. NCBI's taxonomy places the organism in Eukaryota, Metazoa, Chordata, Actinopteri, Salmoniformes, Salmonidae. Gene Ontology annotation, molecular function: FFAT motif binding. The record is from RefSeq and is a predicted model, not a curated record. The coding region runs from base 98 to 910 and encodes 270 amino acids. Gene Ontology annotation, biological process: neuron projection development.
CGUUCAGGUUGUUAGACCAGAGACCAGUCAGCGACUCUUCAGCUCCAACUAGCAGGACCACCUCCCGUCAGUGUCUCUGACAACGCUAUAGAUAAAUAUGUCCAAGUUGGAGCAAAUCCUUGUUCUCGAUCCCCCCUGUGACCUCAGAUUUAAAGGUCCCUUCACUGAUGUCAUCACCACCAACCUGAAGCUGAAGAACCCGUCUGAUAGAAGAGUAUGUUUCAAAGUGAAGACCACAGCUCCCAAGAGAUACUGUGUCCGGCCCAACAGCGGCAUCAUCGAUGUAGGUGCUACUGUCACCAUCUCUGUAAUGCUCCAGCCCUUCGACUACGACCCCAACGAGAAGAGCAAACACAAAUUCAUGGUCCAGAGUAUCUUUGCUCCUCCUAAUGUGGCUGAGAUGGAUGCAAUGUGGAAAGAUGUGAAACCUCAUGACCUCAUGGAUUCCAAGCUGAGAUGUGUAUUCGACCUGCCUUCUGAAAACAAUGAAGUGAUCGACGUGGAGUUGAGCAGCAGCGCGACGGCUCCCGUGCAGAACUCGUCCAAGGCUUCUCCCGUGCAGAACUCGUCCAAGGCUUCUCCCGUGCAGAACUCAUCCAAGGCUUCUCCCGUGCUGACAGCGGCGAAGACCGCCAGCGUCUCGACCAACGGCUCCGAGAUGAGGAAACUAACAGAGGAAUGCAGGAGACUUCAGGCUGAGAUGGACAAGCUGACCGGCGAAAACCGUCAACUCAAGGACGACGGUGUUAGAAUGAGAAGGGCUGCCCAGCGUUCUGACCACAUGACAUCAAACCAGACGGGCUCCUCCUCCUCCAUGAUGCAACAGACGACCGCCGCCUCCCUCCCCGCUCUCCUCGUUGUCAUAGCAGCCGUCUUCAUCGGAUUCUUCAUCGGGAAGUUCAUCUUGUAAACUGGAGCUGGCUCUGAAAUGACACCUUAUUUUCUAUUUUGUGCACAAUUUUUUGUUGUUGUUGAGCAGAACCGAUAGGGAGUCCCAUAGGGGCCACUGGUUCAAAGUAGGGCACUACAUAGGGAAUAGGGUGCCAUUUCGGACAGCGCGCCCUGGGAGACGCAAGACGCCUGCCGUAUCUAAUGACAAACCCUCGGCUCCUGAAUCAAAAGGCCGAAAGGGUGGAACUGACUAACCAAGAAGGAAAAGACUUUGUGUUGACUUUGCCAUAUCAGAAGUAGUGCUCUGUCUGUACAGCCCCCACUGCCUUUCUACAAGCCUUUACACAUGGUUAGUGUACACACAGAGGAGAGAGAGGAAAGGAAAGGAAGGAAGGAAGAUAACGAAAAAGAUGGUUCCGUUUUAGUUUUUUUCUGCUUUGUUUUUGAUGGAUGGACAGACAGCCUAAGUGCAAGGUAUGAGAUGGACGUACCAAAUAGCACCUUAUUCCCUGCAUAGUACACUACUUCUAAUGGUCCUGGUCAACAGUAGUGCACUACCCAAGGAAUAGGAUGCCUUUUGGGGACACACAGGAAGUGGUACACUAUCAAUCAACACAGAGGACAGUUUAUGACGUGCCUAGGCCCUGUUAGAGUACUUUAACGCACCGUUCCUACCUUACGAGGUAAGCAUAGCUCCAUUAGUGGUUAGAUCGGUGAAAAGACCCCCCUAUUACUUUAUCCAAUUCAGAUCUGUGAUUCCUUCAAGGAAGAUGGGUAGGAAGGAACUUAUGCAUGAUGGGUAGGAAGGGAACUUAUGCAUGAUGGGUAGGAAGGAACUUAUGCAUGAUGGGUAGGAAGGAACUUAUGCAUGAUGGGUAGGAAGGAACUUAUGCAUGAUGGGUAGGAAGGAACUUAUGCAUGAUGGGUAGGAAGGAACUUAUGCAUGAUGGGUAGGAAGGAACUUAUGCAUGAUGGGUAGGAAGGAACUUAUGCAUGAUGGGUAGGAAGGGAACUU